Molecule: messenger RNA, 1737 nt
Organism: Sungouiella intermedia
Lineage: Eukaryota; Fungi; Ascomycota; Pichiomycetes; Serinales; Metschnikowiaceae
Source: the annotation of a GenBank genome assembly
AUGAAAGAUUUUGAAAAACAGGUGGACUACGAUGAUGUCCUCUCGCGCCACACCGCCGAGUACAACUUGUCGGUGUCGAUGUCCAAUCCUCAGUUGCAUGCUCAGGUUGAAGAGGGCCAGGAAUUGAAGAAAGCCUUGGAGGCCAGACAUUUGUCUAUGAUUGCAAUUGGUGGUGCCUUGGGUACUGGUUUGUUGAUUGGUACCGGUUCGGCUUUGAGAACCGCUGGUCCAGGUGCUGUCUUCAUUACUUACUCGCUCAUUGGUUUCGUCGUUUUUAUGGUUUUGUCUGGCUUAGGUGAAGUUGCUACUUUUAUUCCUUUGGCUGAUGGUUUUGCUGGUUACUGUACUAGAUACGUUGACGAGGCCCUUGGUUUCGCUUGUGGCUGGGUUUAUUUGAUGAAGUACUUGUUGAUUCCUGCAAACCAGUUGGUUGCUGGUUCGCUUGUGAUGAGUUUCUGGGUUUCAAAGGAUACCGUUAACCCCGGUGUUUGGAUUGCAGUGUUUUUGAUAAUUAUCAUCGUUAUUAAUGUUCUCGGUGUCCGUUUCUUUGGUGAAAUCGAGUUUUGGUUAUCUUGUCUCAAAGUGUUGACCUGUUUGGGUCUCAUCAUCUUGUUGUUGGUCAUUGCCUUGGGUGGUGGUCCAACAAAGGAGAGACUUGGCUUCCGUUACUGGAGAGACCCUGGUGCAUUCAAGGCAUACUCCGAGAAGAGAAGCUCUACUUACACAUUGAAGGUUGAAGGUGGUCUUGGCCGUUUUGUUUCCUUCUUGUCUGUGCUUGUUACCGCCAUUUUUGCAUACAUGGGUUCUGAGUUGGUUGGUAUCACGUUCGCCGAGUGUGCAAGACCAAGACAGGCCAUUCCAAAGGCUAUCAAGUUGACCUUCUACCGUAUUUUGCUUUUCUACAUUUGUUCCGUGUUGUUCUUGGGUAUGUGUGUGUCUUCUGGAGACCAAGGUCUUUUGGGAGCCAAAGGUUCUACUGCUAAUGCCUCUCCAUUCGUCAUUGCUAUCAAGAACGCUAAGAUCAAGGGCUUAGAUCACGUCAUCAACGGCUGUAUCUUGCUUUUCGUCUUGUCUGCUGCCAACUCCGACUUGUACAUUUGCUCCAGAACCAUCUACGGUCUUGCUGUCGGUGGAUACGCACCUAAGAUCUUUGCUAAGACUAACAGAAACGGUGUGCCAUACUACGGUAUCCUCUUGGGAUCGCUUUUCUGUUGCUUGGCAUUCAUGACUACGUCGUCUUCUGCUUCCGAUAUUUUCACCUACUUCGUUAAUGUUGUGUCAUUGACCGGUUUGAUUACUUGGUCGUGCAUUCUUUUCCUCCACAUCAGAUUUAUGAGAGCAUUGAAGGUGCAAGGACUUGACAGAAAGAGAGACUUGGCCUACCGUUCGCCAUUCCAGCCAUUCGGAUCUUACGUGUCGUUUGCCAUUUGUAUUCUCCUCAUAUUGAUCAAGAACUUCACCGUUUUCUUGGGUAAGGAAUUCCCUUACAAGACUUUCAUCACUGGAUAUAUCAUCCUUCCAGUGUUCCUUUUGAUGUUCUUUGGAUACAAGUUCACAAAGAAGACCAGAAUGAUUCCAUCGCUGCAGGUGGACUUGAACACCUAUAGAGAUGUUGUUGAUGCUGAGGAGGAGAAGUUCCGUCUUCAGGAUGAGGAAGACAGAGCUAUUAGAGAAGCCCAGGGUAACCCCAAGGACUUCAAGUGGUUCUACGAGAAGUGUUUUGGCUGGAUUUUCUAG